Messenger RNA from Trichobilharzia szidati, 4553 nucleotides. Lineage: Eukaryota; Metazoa; Platyhelminthes; Trematoda; Strigeidida; Schistosomatidae. The record is from the annotation of a GenBank genome assembly.
UGAUGGCCACGUCUGUGAGGUUCCGUGGUUAGGGUGGGCACACUUAUUAUUUUCACUCUGCAUGUUGGUAGAUGCAGUCCCAUGAGUGAUCAGCAGUCUAUUCCGUUUCCUAACAUGUACAACUUGCCUGUCAGUAGCAGGCCAACUGACGCUCAGCACAUGGCAAUGCCAUAUCUCGUAAGUUGAUGCUGCUGAUCUUAUAACUCGAUGUAUUUUCCAUACUCAUGUCAGGUAUUUUUGAAACCAGUAGUUCCACUCGGUUCUAUCGAGUGCACUAGGCCUGUAAGAUACUAGUUUUGUUAUAGUUGGUUGGGUUCUUUUUCUUCUCUACAUAACUGGUUUAUGUAUCUUUUUGUUUUUACAGCCUCAGCCAGGUUCACGUUUAGGUAUGUUUGUAGCUUUGUUAACACUUUCUUAGAAAAUGUAGCUAUGCCGACGGCUCAAGGCCCAUUCUAUCCUAUCCGCAACAUGGAUCAUCGCUACAUCUGCGGAUUACAACCGUUUUUUUGUCCCAUGCCCUUUGAGGUCCAGCAGCAUGAACACAUGAGUAUGGCGGCUCAUACUGAUUACGGACAUUUUCAGCACCAACUUAACUUCAGCCCCCUAGUACCCCAAGUUGCGAAUAUCCCAAAUCAGUCAAAUGCAAUCCAUACUUCAAGUGACAGCAUGUCUAUACCAGUCAGAGAGAGAAGACCACUUGAUGUGAUUGACCCACAGACCAAAUCUGCAGUAAAUCUAGAAGAAGCUUCAAAAUCUCCUUCAGAACCACGGAAAAGAUUACCUUUGUUACCCCAGCUCAUAUUAGAUGAAUCGCCACCGAUUAUGGAAAAAGAAACAGAAAAAUCUUGUGCUGAUUUUAAGGACGAGGGCAUAUCAAGUACCGAAACAGUAUCACAUGAGGAUUGCGAGACGAAGGAUAUUGUCUCAGAAAUAACACGUGUCGAGGUAUCUGAAUGCAACAAGUCAAAGGAGGAACACUCGUCACAAGAGGAUGUCGUAGAUUGGGAUGAUGCAGAAGAGGAUAAAGAAGUGAAAGAGGAGGAAGAAGAAGAGGAGGAGGAGGAGGAAGUCAUGGGAAGAAACAGAUACCCACGAGACUUCAUUCUUGGUCGCAAAGAUUCGGCAUCACUGAUUACUUUGGAAGGGAUUCAGGUAAGAUUAAUAUUUGUUAAUACAUUUAAUGUAUAGGCAAUUAUGAACCAGUUCGCAAAUGCCAUGAAGGUAAGUAUUCCUUAAGAUAAAUUGUAUUUGCAGAUGAGUCGCACGAGAUCAAACCAUGGGCCUAGAAAUAAAGUCAUCAAACUGCUUAAAACCAUUACUGUAAAACGUGUCGAAGGUGCAUUUGUUCCAUCAAAACUGCGUAGUCAGGAUGCAAAUGGUGUAACAGAUGCUAAAAAUAUAGCCCAGGAGCUAAACAUUAUCCUUAAUCGAGUGUCGGAUAACAACAUCCAAGAAACAAUAAAUGAUAUCAAGAUGCUUAAAAUAUCGACACCCGAUGAUCUCAAUCUGUUGGCAAAGACAAUAUUUCAAAAGGGUAUUAGACAGUCCAAAUACAGUAAGGUAUUUGCGAAUCUGUGCAAGCAACUCAAAGGGUUCGAAGUACAAGGUUCAGAACGAUUUUCGGUCCUUAUUUUACAACUAACACAAGAGUUGUUCCACAAACGACUAGAGGUCCUUAUAAACGAAUUAAAUACCACUAUCGACGCUAAAAUUGCUUCAGCUAAGGACGAUUCAGUGAAAAGAAUGUUUGAAGAGGAUCGUGAAACCAGUAUUUUAAAAAAAACAGAAUCCUAUUACGGGAAUAUAACGUUUAUUGCUGAACUUUAUCUCACUGGAUUUCUUCCAAUAAAAACCAUAACGGAAUGCUUGAAAAAACUGAGGGAUUCCUCAGAACCAGAAGCACUGCCUUCACUUAUUAUUUUCCUAAAUUUGUGUGGCAAGGAUCUUGAACAAAAUUGCAAAACCAUUUUGGAUUCAUGCUUUAAACGACUCGAACAAUAUAAAGAUUCGAAAAAAAUAGAAACUCAUCAAAUGUACAAAGUACAAGAGCUCGUAGAAUUACGAUCUCGUGGUUGGAAACCAAUGGAUACGACACAACUUCAACCACAGAUUGAUACUUCUAGACGAAAUGUAGAUGACAAGGGAAGGAGAAAUUUCAUUCCACCAGAUCCAAAGCGUAAAUCGGUGCAAUCUGUGAAUCCACUUACUCCUUCUAGUUUGGCUGUGACACCACAGUCUUAUGAUUCUCGGAAACUUGGACCUACGGUAGCGAAUUGGACACAAGGAAGUGGCCUGCUUCGUCCCUCUGAAGACAGUCAUACUAAGCAGAGUCAACAAAAUUCAUUGCUUCAUCGUUCUCGUGAAUCAUCCCCACGUAUGCCUCCUGGGCCGCAAGGUGCAUGGGCAAAUCCUUUGCCAGUUAUACAAAAACCGAAACAAAAAGAUUAUGAUUCAAUGCUGGAGGAUACAAAACGAAUAGCACGCACCGUAGUAGAAACGGUUUCGCGUUCUGAAAGUGAAUGUCAUGACUGUGUUGUUGAAUGUAAACCCAAUGAACGGCCAGCUUUGCUCCACAAUAUGUUCGAUCUUUUAAUGGAUCGGACUUCUAAAGAGCGUCACGCAACUGGUCAUUUGUGUGUAGAUUUACUCCGCAAGAAAGUCCUCAAAGAAAGUGAUAUCAUUACAGCAUGUGAAAAUUUCUUCAAAUUUUGUGAUUCAGAUUGGGCUGCUGAUUAUCCCCAAGGUUGGUUGUAUAUAGCAGAAAUUCUCCAUCAUCUUAUUUCCGGAGAAUCGGAUUAUAUGGCUGUGUUGUUGGAGCUAGUAGAACCCAUUCGCUCUGAUGAUCGAGCUUCUAAGUUGAUGGCUCAUUGUAUUUCAUUAAGCAAAAAGAAUACAACUAUUGAUAAGUUAGUGUUAAAACUUCGAAAUUGUAAUUUCAUGUGGGCCAAACUUGGCGUUCCAUCGGAUAAAACCUGGAAUUUUGUAUACGAGCGAUCUAUAGAGUUCACAAUGGCUGGUGUCUAUGACUUUGAAUGCAAAAAACUCAGGGAGCUUACCGAUCUUGUCUCGAAUCCUUCCGUUUCCUCUGAAAAGGUACGCAUGUACUUCAAUGAAUUGUCUCAAAGUAAUCUAUCUAAGUGGUUCAUGCAGUCGAUAAUGCCAGUUCUCCUAAAAUCCUCCGAUCAGUCAAAGACGGGAAUUGACGCAACUGUGAUGUCUCUCCACAUUUUGAUUGAUCACAAACCUGACAAAGAAUUUCAUGUCCUUUCCGGUUUCCAGGACUCGUCGAUUAAUAAAGCUCUAAUUGCACCAUGGCUUUCAUCCUUAGUUGAAAAGAAGGUAAUAUCGGCAGAUGCAUUGUCACAGUGGAAAAAAAGUGAUAGUGAUGGCUUGGUAGCCGAGAUUCUUUCCGGUAACCCUGAACUACGGAACUUAUGACCAUACUCCAUGUUUUAAUAAAUUGCCCUAUGACCAAACAUUUGGAGACUGCUCAUGUAUACAUUUGUAUCCCAUAAUAUCAAAUGCCUGCAUUAUUUCUAGGCGCUCUAUCUUCAAAUAUUCUGUUUGUACACAAUUACUGUUAACGCAUGUGCUUUCAGUUAUGCCUCAGUCAAAUGAUUAAUUAUUGUAAAAUAAUAUGCUAAUUAUGCUGUUGAUUGACCAAUGAACUGCUUUAUUUCUUGUCUUCAGUCGAUACUUUGUGAUUGUUUUACUACUCUAAUAACUUUAGUCUGAGAAUAUAUCUUGAAUACUGUCGUCCUGCUUUAUUCUGUAUUAUCUAUCUUGUCCCAUGCUAUAAACCUCCACACACACAUGUACGUGAGUUUAUGUGGAAAUGUAGACUUCUAUUUUUCUUAUUUCUUAGGUUGUUUCAUUUGUGCAUAUUUACAAUCCUUAAUAUUUCUUUUGCACAUUACACGCUAACAGUGUAUGUUUAUUAAUUGCAUAUUAAACCCCUGUAUGUCGCGAUGAAUUUCGAUUCUUGAAGUACUAUUCUUUUCGGUCUUACCUUCCACUUGUGUUUCUUUAUGUUUUGUCCACUUCUGAAACGUUUUGUGUGUAGAUUUCCUACUCUCAUUCACAUUUUGAUCUGUGCUUAUUAUUUAUUGUGCACUGACACUUUGUAUAAACAUGCGAGUUUACCUAUGGGUUAACAAUUAUGGAUGUACUCGUGAUGAAUUUACAUCCUUUCUUGAAGUUUAAUGUGACUCUUUGUGUAACUGGUCGGGAAGUAACGAAGUAAAGACAGUGUUUGUAAAAUUUCGUUUCGUGUUACAGUCGUAAGUUAGCCAUCGGUCUUUCAACGUCGUAGUUGACAGUCAAUGAGCUGAACUUCCUCCGUUUGGGGUUGGAAGGUAUUGUGAUGUGUUUGGCAUUGGCUUCGCAACAGCGUCAUAAAAGCAUGCUGAUUACGGACUACUUUUUAACUUCUCGAGUGUAUUGCAGUCAUAUGUGGUUUCAUUUGAUUAAAUCAGUCAUAGUGGUGUUUGUUUCUUUUGUACAUUUAUGUUACUGUAAAUUAUGUGCCAGUGACCUAUUAAAAUGAAUGGUAG